CAUUGCAGAUCAGUCACCAAUCACCACCAGGUCUACUGGGGCAGCAUGGUUGACUUUGCUUUGUGUGCAGAUAAACUGUGUGCCACCAACAGAUAAUCUUGUCAUGGGGGAGCCGGAGCAGGUAAUAGCUGAACCAGAUGAGCAGGAGUUGGAGGGGAUUCACCCACCUACCCUUGAGCAGCAGAACCCAGCACUGAUCACUUAUCUUGUUACAAGGGUGCUAUCAUUUCUGACUGCUUAUGGAUGGUAUGCAGUGGGCUUCUUGUUGGUUGGCUUUAUUGCCUGGACUCGGUUGGAACCUAAAAUCAAAAGAUGGCUGAAGAAGAGAGAAGAUGAUCAAGAAGCUGCAGAGUACCACAAAAACCCUGACAUCUUGUUAGCCAGACACCAGGCCCUUGAUGUGGCUCGUCAGAGGAUGCAAGAGAAAUACAACAAGGCUGCCUAUGAGAGCUUAGAGAAGAAAAAAGUGAGAGAGGAAAAGAUGAGGGAAGAUAAAAUAGCAGAGUGGGAACGCAUGCAGUCAGGUAAAGGCCACAAACUGAAGGACAAAAGCAGUGCCUCAGUCAGUGAUGCCAACAGCACCAGCAGUAAUAGUGCCAAAGACAAACCAGCCACGAAACCAAGGAUGAGGCCAGAGUACAACCCUCUGACUGGAGACACUGGGGCGAGUAGCUGCAGGUGGAGGCCUACCGGUCGGGGCCCAUCUGGUGGAGGAUGAGGUUAAAGUUUGUACACAUCUUUCCUUGACCUGUAUUGUGGACCCAGCUCUUGUAUGCCAUUUGCCUUUUUUUUUUUUUUUUAGGAUGCAUAUUCUUUGAUUUACUGACACAGGAUAUUAGUGUAUUAUGUACAUGUUUCAGUGUGUAAUGGAUGUUUUUUGUUGCGCCUGAAAGGUGUCUAUUUAUCAGGUAUCAAGGCUGGAGUCCUGAUUCAUGGCCAGAUGAGAAAGUGUGUACAUCUUUGUUGGAGCACUGAGUUGUUGAAGUGAUUGAUCUGUGUACCUUUAAAAGUAUAUUUAUUCAUCAGCACUUCAUAAUCUCAGAACUAUGCUCUAUUUGGUCAGAAUUUAUGAAGCUUUGAGCCUAAGCAGCGACAAGCUGGGGUUCAUGGUGGAAGGUUUUUCUGACCACCAGGAGUUGUACAUUACCUUCCACUUCUCUUGUUGUUGGUGCUGUUCCUAACUGUGCAUGCAUAUCUUAACAUGUAUGCCUCUUUCCUCUUAGCUUCUAUAAUUUUUCUUGUAUUAACUUUAAAUUAGCUCAUAGCAUCUCUUUAUUGAGGGUAAUGUAAACUCUUAGGAGGGCCUCUGAGAAGUAGAGAUAAUACAUGUAUUGUACUCCCCUAUACCCAAUAAAAAUAUUUAUCAAAGCAAA
Messenger RNA from Scylla paramamosain (green mud crab), 1373 nucleotides. Its product is annotated as selenoprotein S-like. The transcript is spliced from 6 exons. Gene Ontology annotation, cellular component: Derlin-1 retrotranslocation complex; Derlin-1-VIMP complex; endoplasmic reticulum membrane. Bases 104 to 718 code for a protein of 204 amino acids. Gene Ontology annotation, biological process: retrograde protein transport, ER to cytosol; endoplasmic reticulum unfolded protein response. NCBI's taxonomy places the organism in Eukaryota, Metazoa, Arthropoda, Malacostraca, Decapoda, Portunidae. The record is from RefSeq and is a predicted model, not a curated record.